Messenger RNA from Acaulospora colombiana, 360 nucleotides. Lineage: Eukaryota; Fungi; Glomeromycota; Glomeromycetes; Diversisporales; Acaulosporaceae. The record is from the annotation of a GenBank genome assembly.
ACGUAGGAGAAGACCUAUGUUACCUUGUAAUGGAGUUAGCUGAUUAUGAUUUAAGAAGAUAUUUAUCUGAUAAAAAGGACGAACUUCAAUGGGAGAAAAAAAUUGAAAUAGCUAUUCAAUUAGCAGAGGGGGUUUCUUACAUUCAUAAUAUAAUGAAUGUAGCACACCGUGAUUUGCAUACAAAAAACAUUUUAGUUAAACAGGGAGACAUAAAAAUAACCGAUUUUGGAUUAUCCAAGAAUCUUAAUGGUGUCAUUUCAAGUAAAAGCGCCAUUUUCGGAGUCUUGCCUUUUAUCGAUCCUCUAAAAUUUUCAGACUCUUCUUAUAAGUUGAACAGAAAAUCAGAUAUUUACAGUCUUG